GCCGGGCCGAGCGCCGCGUGAGCCGCGCGUCGAGCACACGCUCGCGCUCCAGCUCCCCGCCUUCGCUGUUCAUGACCGACAGUGUCCUCUGGCUGCAGCCUCAGCCAGACCCCGCCGCAGGCCCGCUGCCUGUUCCCCGCCGCCGCCGCCGCGAGGGCGCCAAGCGUAGGAAGGCAGGCGCGGUGUGUGCCCCGCCCAGCCCACGACCCCUGCCCGCUACCGGCUGCCCGGCCCAGCUGGCACCAUGCUGCCCGCGCGCUGCGUCCGCCUGCUUACGCCCCAUUUGCUGCUAGUGUUGAUGCAGCUGUCCCCAGCUCGCGGUCACCGCACCACGGGCCCCAGGUUUCUCAUAAGCGACCGUGACCCUCAGUGCAACCUCCACUGCACCAGGACUCAACCCAAACCCAUCUGCGCAUCCGACGGCAGGUCCUACGAGUCCAUGUGUGAGUACCAGCGAGCCAAGUGCCGAGACCCGAACCUGGGUGUGGUCCACCGGGGGCGGUGCAAAGAUGCUGGCCAGAGCAAGUGUCGCUUGGAGCGGGCUCAAGCCUUGGAGCAGGCCAAGAAGCCUCAGGAGGCUGUGUUUGUCCCAGAGUGUGGUGAAGAUGGCUCCUUUACCCAGGUGCAGUGCCAUACCUACACAGGGUACUGUUGGUGUGUCACCCCGGAUGGGAAGCCCAUCAGUGGCUCUUCUGUGCAGAAUAAAACUCCUGUAUGUUCAGGUAUCGUAGGGAGGAGCGGGAAGAAUGAAAAGAGUUGGAAAAAAAAACCCCUUGAUUGGUCUCCUGCGUCUCAUUGGGGAUUGUUAAAAGGUUCAGUCACCGACAAGCCCUUGAGCCAGGGUAACUCUGGAAGGAGAGAUGACGGGUCUAAGCCAACACCCACGAUGGAGACCCAGCCCAUGUUCGAUGGAGAUGAAAUCACAGCUCCUACCCUAUGGAUUAAGCACUUGGUAAUCAAAGACUCCAAACUGAACAACACCAAUAUAAGAAAUUCAGAGAAAGUCCACUCAUGUGACCAGGAGAGACAGAGCGCCCUGGAAGAGGCCCGGCAGAAUCCCCGUGAGGGCAUUGUCAUCCCUGAAUGUGCCCCUGGGGGGCUCUAUAAGCCAGUGCAGUGCCACCAGUCCACUGGYUACUGCUGGUGUGUGCUGGUGGACACGGGGCGCCCGCUGCCUGGGACCUCCACACGCUAUGUGAUGCCCAACUGUGAGAGUGACGCCAGAGCCAAGAGUGCAAAGAUGGAGGACCCCUUCAAGGACAGGGAGUUGCCAGGUUGUCCAGAAGAGAAGAAAAUGGAAUUCAUCACCAGCCUCCUGGAUGCCCUCACCACCGACAUGGUUCAGGCCAUUAACUCAGCAGCACCCACUGGAGGUGGGAGGUUCUCAGAGCCAGACCCCAGCCAUACCCUGGAGGAGCGAGUGGUGCACUGGUACUUCAGUCAGCUGGACAGCAACAGCAGCAAUGACAUCAACAAGCGGGAGAUGAAGCCCUUCAAGCGCUACGUGAAGAAGAAAGCCAAGCCCAAGAAAUGCGCCCGGCGUUUCACCGACUACUGUGACCUGAACAAGGACAAGGUCAUCUCACUGCCUGAGCUGAAGGGUUGCCUGGGUGUCAGCAAAGAAGGUAGCCUUGACAGCUUCCCCCAGGGGAAACCAGCAGGCUCAAACCCAUUCAUAGGACGCCUUGUCUAAGGAGCAGAAAAUCCAAGGGCGGUGGAAAGUCCAAGGAGGCCAGAUGGACCACCAGACACCUAACUAACCUUCAGCGCGGCCCRUGGCCAGCAACAUCCCGUGUAACAUAAGUGGUGCCCACCAUGUUUGCACUUUUAAUAACUCUUCUUUGCGUGUUUUGUUUCUGGUUUCAUCUGUAAACAACCAAUAUCUAAUACCAAGUGGGAAGAGGAAAGGGAAGAAAGACUUGAUUCUCUCUCUCUCAUCGUAAGUUUUUGGAUCUGCUACUGACAACUUUUAGGUUACUGGGGGGAGGGGUGUUGUUGGGACUGAGAAGAAAGAGAUUUAUAUACUGUAUAUAAAUAUAUAUGUAAAUUGUAUAGUUCUUUUGUACAGGUGUUGGCAUUGCUGUUGAUUCCUUCCCCUCCUUCUCCCAGUCGUGGGUGCUCUGGACUUUCAGUCCACCUAUCUAGAACCUAGGACUUUGUCUUCUUCCAACCCAGAUUCCAUGGAGGCCGGCCCUUGUGUGUCCGUGGACAAGAGCUCUGCACUUGCUUUGCAAAUGCCACUGGCUCUCAUCAGGUGGGAGGAAUGUACUGCCCCAUGCCAUUAGCUGCCAAACUUGGCAAGUCACCGGGCCCUUGGCCUCCUCAAGGGAGGCUGAGUUGGAGAGACAGGCAUCGCCCCUGGAGAGGAGGGAAGUCCAGUUCUCACAUGGCCCAAGUGUUCCUGCUAACCAGAUCCCCAGGGAGCCCAGGAUCAAUGGGCACCCUGGUAUCUUAGUGAUUCACUGAGCAAAUUAUCCUCUGAGGAUUUGCAUUAGGUCAGUUUAAACAUUCUAUAUGGAUUUAGCACCUACUCCAUGUAGUGCAUGAGGAGGGAGGUGAAGAAGAAAAGGAUGUACCGCUGGGCCUUUUAUUUAGUAUGUUUGAUACCUGAGAAACCCAGGGAAGAAGACAGAAAGCCUGCCGUGCAAUGGGGUGCCCACUCUCCUGCCACGCGCAGAUGAGGCUCCCGAGCGAGCGUGGCUCUCAUCCUUGAGGUCACUUUGGGUUUUUACCUCCUCUCUCCUCCCACUGUGGUCCUCAGUGAUUAUCACAAGCUCCCAGGCCUAUAAGUCAUUUCCAGAAGUAAAGCAGAUCUUGGGUGUUCAACUUCUGUCUUGCCCAGAAGGGCAGGAGCAAUGACCAGUUAUGGGAAUCCAGGUAUACCUUUCCAGAAUGCUACCAGGAUUCCAGAUGGGCUGCCCAGCCCUUGGGGCAGAUGCGCAGCUUCCUCUGCCCAGUUGAUGUGCCCUCAGAGCUGCAAGUGAUACUUGGCACCUCUUCCCAUGGACAAAUGUGGUGACAGUGAGGGCUGUCACGUACCGUAGCCCAGGACUGUUGCCCUCAUCCAAUUGCUCUUGGCCAUCUGGCCUCAUUUUGUAUUUCAUCCUGGGUGGAUCUGUCUUGUAUUCCAUUCCAUAAGUGCACCUGUCUUGGCAAACUAUUUUCCAUUUUGGGUACGGAAGGCAUUGGCCCCAAAAGCACUCCCUAGUGGGGGAGUGUGGCCUCUUGGGACUGGAUCUGAUGGGGUCUCAGGCUAGAGAAAGUUCUUGCUGUACUGAAGAAAGUCAUAGAGGUUGUCUCAAGGACAGCCAGUGGCCCUGUCCUGACCUGGCAAAGUGAAACAGAAGCCCUCUCCUACAACCUCGACCAGAAAACAGCAUGCUGGAGCUGGAUGGACCUUGCAGGAGACCCCAGCCUCAUUUGCUGGCUGGAGGAAGCAUGCACACACGGAGAAGGCGCCUCCUUGUAGGAAUGCAGACUCUUCCCAGCCACCUUCUCUCUCACAUUUGUGCACAGGCCGUGUUGCGUGGUUUUCCUUUG
Molecule: messenger RNA, 3540 nt
Organism: Urocitellus parryii (Arctic ground squirrel)
Lineage: Eukaryota; Metazoa; Chordata; Mammalia; Rodentia; Sciuridae
Gene: Smoc1
Product: SPARC related modular calcium binding 1
Biological process (GO): extracellular matrix organization
Cellular component (GO): basement membrane
Molecular function (GO): protein binding; heparin binding; extracellular matrix binding
Source: RefSeq, a predicted model, not a curated record